This is a messenger RNA of Dendroctonus ponderosae (mountain pine beetle), 2867 nucleotides long. RefSeq names its product polyadenylate-binding protein 4-like (gene pAbp). The transcript is spliced from 4 exons. The coding region runs from base 317 to 2221 and encodes 634 amino acids. Gene Ontology annotation, molecular function: RNA binding. NCBI's taxonomy places the organism in Eukaryota, Metazoa, Arthropoda, Insecta, Coleoptera, Curculionidae. The record is from RefSeq and is a predicted model, not a curated record. Gene Ontology annotation, cellular component: ribonucleoprotein complex.
UUUAGACUAUCUGAGUUGUCCACGUUGAGAACUGGCAUCAUCCCAUUUCGUCAGUUGUGGUGUGCGUGUGUGGUUGUGUCCGUGUGUCCCCAAGACACACAAUCACGGAACCACGGUGAAAUAAUUCUUUUAAAAAGACAAAAAAAUUUAAAAAUUGUGCAAAACCCAAAAAAAUUAUAAAACAAUUUAAAUAACUUCAAAAAAAUCGAAAAACAGUGGAAAACCUUAAUAUAAACAAUUUUGAUUUCCAUUUGUAUGUUAUACUGAUUUUUCUUCAUUCUAAUAUUCGUCACGCGUUGGUCGAGAUAUCAGAACGAUGAAUCAAGGGGCUCCUAAUUACCCCAUGGCGUCUCUGUACGUCGGGGAUUUACAUUCCGAUAUUACGGAAGCCAUGCUUUUUGACAAAUUUUCAAGUGCAGGGCCUGUUUUGUCAAUCCGAGUGUGCCGCGAUUUGAUAACUCGUAGAUCUCUCGGGUAUGCCUACGUGAAUUUUCAACAACCUGCGGAUGCCGAACGUGCCCUGGAUACAAUGAACUUCGAUUUGAUCAGGGGACGGCCGAUUCGCAUUAUGUGGUCUCAGCGCGAUCCUUCUUUGAGAAAAUCUGGAGUUGGCAACGUAUUUAUUAAAAACUUGGACCGAUCUAUUGAUAACAAAGCUAUGUACGAUACUUUUUCGGCAUUUGGAAACAUUCUGAGCUGCAAAGUGGCCCAAGAUGAAAAUGGCACUAGCAAGGGCUAUGGAUUUGUUCAUUUUGAAACCGAAGAAGCGGCGAAUAAGUCGAUCGAAAAAGUGAAUGGAAUGCUUCUUAAUGGCAAAAAAGUGUACGUUGGACGCUUCAUUCCCCGCAAGGAAAGGGAGAAGGAAUUGGGAGAAAAGGCUAAAUUAUUUACCAAUGUCUAUGUGAAGAACUUCGGCGAAGAUUUGUCCGAAGAGCAGCUUCGCAAUAUGUUUGAGAAGUUUGGAAAGAUAACUAGCUACAAAGUCAUGAGUAAGGAUGAUGGAAAAUCAAAGGGUUUCGGUUUUGUUGCUUUCGAAAGCCCUGAAGCGGCCGAAACUGCCGUGGACGCAUUAAAUGGGAAGGAGUUAGUUGAAGGAAAGCCGCUUUAUGUGGGACGCGCUCAAAAGAAGGCUGAACGUCAACAGGAAUUAAAACGUCGCUUUGAAGCCUUGAAAAUGGAACGACUCAAUCGUUAUCAAGGCGUCAAUUUGUACGUGAAAAACUUGGAUGACACCAUUGAUGAUGAACGUCUUCGCAAAGAGUUCGCUCCGUUCGGCACCAUCACAUCUGCCAAGGUGAUGAUUGAAGAAAACAAAACGGAGUCCUUCAUAACCACCAGAAGUAAAGGAUUUGGCUUCGUGUGUUUUUCAUCUCCCGAAGAAGCAACAAAAGCGGUUACAGAAAUGAAUGGGCGUAUAGUGGGGUCCAAACCCUUGUAUGUAGCUUUGGCUCAAAGAAAAGAGGACAGAAAAGCGCAUUUAACAUCCCAGUACAUGCAACGAAUGGCUAAUAUGAGAAUGCAUCAAAUGGGCCAUCAAUUUAUGCCUCCAGGCCCAUCUAGCUACUUCGUCCCAACUAUUCCGACAGCACAAAGGUACUUUACAGGCGGCACUCAGUUGACUCCAAUCAGAAGCAACCCAAGAUGGGCAGCACAAACACCAAUUAGACCGGGAGCUCAAGGAGGUACUGCUGCAUAUAUGGCCAAUUCAUACCGGCCAAGUGCUCGGCCUCCAAAUCAACCAAUGGCCAUGCGUAAUAACAUCGGCCUCGGCAAUGUGCCAAGACCCAUCACUGGCCAACAGCCUCCCAAUAUGCAGGGACGACCUCUUGCUGGACAACAAGUGGUCGUUGCCACUGGAAGUAGAGCAGCUACUUUCAAAUACACUUCAAACAUGCGCAACCCUCCUCAGGCUAUGGGAACUAUGCCAGCAACACCAGUUCAACAGGCGGUACAUAUUCAGGGACAGGAGCCGCUCACUGCCACCAUGUUGGCCGCUGCUCAGCCACAGGAACAGAAACAGAUGUUGGGAGAACGUUUGUUCCCACUUAUCCAACGCAUGUAUGCUGAUUUGGCUGGGAAAAUUACUGGAAUGUUGCUGGAGAUCGACAAUACGGAACUCCUCCACAUGUUGGAACACAACGAGUCUUUGAAGAACAAGGUGGAGGAAGCUGUAGCUGUCCUGCAGGCUCAUCAAGCCAAGCAAGCUGCUAUUAAGAAGUAGCUUAAUUAUGUUUUAUUAUCCGAACAUGGCUCCUUCAUACCUAGACCCAGUGUUUGGAAGUUUAUUAAUAUUACGUUAAUUAAAAAACUAAUUGAUGUAAUAUUCCGUGGAACAUGCAAUGUUAACUAGUAUCUGAUACCAGUUGCAUUUCGUGUUUAAUUCUGUACCUCAUUAGAAAUAAACCUAACGAUAUGUAAACUUUAAAUUACGGUUUGUCAUUAUGUUUUUUAAAAGUCAGUAUUGGGCAACCUCUGGUACUGCUCGGUAUAAAUUUGCUAGAAAUUAUAAAACUAAAAAUCAUUUACUGAUAUUCGAAAAGCUAGUUAGGUCUACAACUGUGAGGUACUUAUAAAGUUAUUUUGGUAAAAUUUAAUGGCGAAAAUAACUUAUAAAGGGUUAUUUUGGGCAAUAAAUUAACGUCUCUAUUAGGAUCGCACGAUGAGUUUGAGCUUCUUUAUUUUGCAUAAUUUAGUUUGAAAUGUAUGUCUCAACAUUUAAUAAACGGAUCUUCAGGAUUUAGUACUACUUUAAUCAAAUCACCGGUAGGUAGGGUCGACUUGUUAUCAAGUGGGAUGUUAGGUUGGAUCCAAUCAAGUUAAUAGCAUUAAGCAAAAGGGUCCGCAAAUAAACAGUUUGGGAGAUUGGA